AUGUAUUACAUAUCAUUUUCUUGUGUAUGGUUAGGUACACUGGCAUGUACACUGGCAGGAUCGUGUUUAUUGUUGUGUGUCUUGCAUUAUAUAUUUUUUCACUUUUUGAAUAAAAAAAAAAAUGAAUUUCUUAGUUUGUUAAGAGAGAAGGAAAAUGUUGGUAUCAUUAUUGCACACCCGGAUGACGAAAUCAUGUUUUUUUUCCCUACCAUAAAAUUACUAUUUGAUAAGAAAAAAAAAGCGGAAAUUUUUCUUUUAUCUUUAUCAAAUGGGGAUUAUUAUGGACAGGGGAGAAUACGAGAAAAAGAGCUUUACCAUGUCUGGUCAUACAUAGGGGGGUUGAAAAACAACUGUAAAGUUAUAAAUGACCCAAACAUACGCGAUGGAUGGAAUUUCUGGAAUGAGAAGUGUCUUGUUGAUGUCAUAGCAGAUUAUUGCACAAGGAACAACAUAAGAAAGGUUUUAACAUUUGACGAAUAUGGUGUGUCUGGGCAUCCUAAUCAUAUCAGCGUUCACAAUAGUUUGCGAUUACUAUCGAAAGAGAAAGGCAUAAAAGUAUUGACCUUGAACUCCACUCAUUUGAUAAUUAAAUAUUUGGGGUUAUUUUCUCUGCCCUUCCUUUUGCAAACCAAAUUUUUGACAUUCCAGUUCAACCCAGUCUUAUUGUUGAAGUUGAUGUCCAUAUAUAGGUCCCAGUUUGUCUUUUAUCGGAUUUUGUUCUGCAUUUGUUCUCAGUAUGCCUAUUUCAACAGUUUCGAUUUGCUCAAUUAA
This is a messenger RNA of Plasmodium gonderi, 771 nucleotides long. Its product is annotated as N-acetylglucosaminylphosphatidylinositol deacetylase. Gene Ontology annotation, molecular function: N-acetylglucosaminylphosphatidylinositol deacetylase activity. Gene Ontology annotation, biological process: GPI anchor biosynthetic process. The transcript has 6 exons. Gene Ontology annotation, cellular component: endoplasmic reticulum. The record is from RefSeq and is a predicted model, not a curated record. Lineage: Eukaryota; Apicomplexa; Aconoidasida; Haemosporida; Plasmodiidae. Bases 1 to 771 code for a protein of 256 amino acids.